This is a messenger RNA of Corvus hawaiiensis (hawaiian crow), 2796 nucleotides long. Its product is annotated as mas-related G-protein coupled receptor member H-like. The transcript is spliced from 3 exons. Gene Ontology annotation, molecular function: G protein-coupled receptor activity. The record is from RefSeq and is a predicted model, not a curated record. Gene Ontology annotation, biological process: G protein-coupled receptor signaling pathway. Gene Ontology annotation, cellular component: membrane. NCBI's taxonomy places the organism in Eukaryota, Metazoa, Chordata, Aves, Passeriformes, Corvidae. The coding region runs from base 889 to 1914 and encodes 341 amino acids.
AAAUAUCCACGGGAUCACCCUCCCGCACUGUAUUCCAGCAGGAGAAGGGAGCAGGGGCAGUGCCAAGGACGAUGCGGGAGGGAAGCUCUGCAGGGAGCACACUGGAGCAUGGCUUUCCUCCUCCCUUCUGGUUUCUAGAACACUGUUCCCCCAAAGGGAUCGUGCCCCUCACGACUGUGAUCCCAAAAAUCCCCCUGGCAUGGUUCCUUCGGACAAGCAGCCAGCUGCCCCACCAGCACUGCCAGCAUUCCAGUGCCACCAGGACCACCAGCAUCCCUCUGCUGCUGGAUGGACCGUCACCCCUCAGGGAAGAGAAAUGAGGAAAGGUAGAAGCCUGUCAGGAGAGGGAAGGCAGUCGGAGAAUGGGACAUUCUGCAGGGAAGGAGUGUUUCUAACCAGGAGGAAAAGAGGAGCCAUUUUCAAAACUCUUCAUGUGGACCUUUUUGACAAAAGUCAAUUCCUUUGUGGUAAAGAAAAAAAAAAUUCAAGAUAGAUAACUUCAAGGAAGUGGAGCUCUGACAAAGCCAAAGUUGUAAAACUGGUUUCAACUGCCCUAUGACCCCACGGAGCCUUGGGGAAAAAACACGAGGACAGGGCACGGAGAGGAGCUGGUGGGACAGCAGUGGGCACCUCCUGGUGAUCUGGGCACUUUCUCCUUCGUGUUCCUGGCCUGGGAGGAGCCGCUUUAGGAUGUGGAUCCCAAAGGAGCAAGGGGUGCCAGGAAGCACCGCUGAUGGGGACAGAGCCCCUGUGCCUGCUGCUGCCCCACACUGAACAGGGAGCUGCUGAGGAGCUGCUUGGUCCAUCCCUGGAUUCUCCAAGCACUGACUGCCCAUCCACUCUGACCACAGCCGGGGCCACAUCCCAGCGCCUGCCCAGCGUCCAUCCAUGGCGGUGAGCUCCAUGUCCCCACCUUCUGCCUCACCCAUGGGAGAAGCUGAUCUGUGUGAGAUAGGUGUCACCGACAUGGCCAUACACGGUUUCACGCUGCUCAUCAGCCUCUGUGGGGUGGCCGGGAAUGCGGCUGUCUUCUGGUUCCUCGGCUUCCACAUCAAGAGGGACACCAUGAAACCCAUCACUGCCUACAUCCUUGACCUGGCCAUUAUCGACUUCCUCUUCCUCAUCUUCAUGGUCCCCUCUUCCCUGCUUUUCCUGCUGGAGGAUUUGUCCUGCUCUGCCAUCAUGCCCCCAGCAUACAUUAGCUUCCUUUUCCUCCUGUUCGUGUUGUUCUACAGCGUAGGGCUGUUCCGGCUGACGGCCAUCAGCAUCGAGAGGUGCAGGUCCAUCCUCUGCCCACGUGGGUACUUCUGCCACCUUCCCCAGGACCUGUCAUGGGUGGUGGUGAGUGCCCUGCUCUGGGCCCUGUCCAUCGCUGUCAUCGCUGCCAUUUCCGCAGUGACUUCCCUGUGCCAGUCACAGGAACGCGAGCACUGCCGGGGGGCUCUCAUCUCCCUGUACAUCCUCAGCUUCCUCGUCUUUGCUCCAUCCGUGGUCAUUUCCAGUGCAAUCCUCUUCAUCCAUUUCAAGGGUAGCUGCCAGCAGCAGCAACUCCAGAGGCUCGACAUCAUUGUCUUCCUCAUUAUGCUCCUCACUCUCCCCAUUAGCGUCUGGAAUUUCCUGCAGCAGCUCGGCUACACCACUGUGUCCUCCCAGGUCAUUCUCCUGUUCGCCUGCAUGCACAGCACCAUCAACCCCUUCAUCUACUUCUCUGUAACAAAGAGCUGGAGGCAGCGCUCCAUGAAGUCCCUCAGGAAAUCCCUCCAGAAGGUCUUCGAGGAGUCAGAAGAAAACACGGCCUGCAGCAGUGAUGACACCAUGGACAUGGGGGCCCUGAGCCCAUUGAACCCUUCAACUGCACCGAUGGAGGACCAAGGGGCAGUGGCUGAGGGAUUCCUUGAGCCACCAGAUCAAUAAAUAUCCACGGGAUCACCCUCCCGCACUGUAUUCCAGCAGGAGAAGGGAGCAGGGGCAGUGCCAAGGACGAUGCGGGAGGGAAGCUCUGCAGGGAGCACACUGGAGCAUGGCUUUCCUCCUCCCUUCUGGUUUCUAGAACACUGUUCCCCCAAAGGGAUUGUGCCCCUCACGACUGUGAUCCCAAAAAUCCCCCUGGCAUGGUUCCUUCAGACAAGCAGCCAGCUGCCCCACCAGCACUGCCAGCAUUCCAGUGCCACCAGGACCACCAGCAUCCCUCUGCUGCUGGAUGGACCGUCACCCCUCAGGGAAGAGAAAUGAGGAAAGGUAGAAGCCUGUCAGGAGAGGGAAGGCAGUUGGAGAAUGGGACAUUCUGCAGGGAAGGAGUGUUUCUAACCAGGAGGAAAAGAGGAGCCAUUUUCAAAACUCUUCAUGUGGACCUUUUUGACAAAAGUCAAUUCCUUUGUGGUAAAGAAAAAAAAAUCAAGAUAGAUAACUUCAAGGAAGUGGAGCUCUGACAAAGCCAAAGUUGUAAAACUGGUUUCAACUGCCCUAUGACCCCACGGAGCCUUGGGGAGCAACACGAGGACAGGGCACGGGGAGGAGCUGGUGGGACAGCAGUGGCACCUCCUGGUGAUCUGGGCACUUUCUCCUUCGUGUUCCUGGCCUGGGAGGAGCCGCUUUAGGAUGUGGAUCCCAAAGGAGCAAGGGGAGCCAGGAAGCGCCGCUGAUGGGGACAGAGCCCCUGUGCCUGCUGCUGCCCCACACUGAACAGGGAGCUGCUGAGGAGCCGCUUGGUCCAUCCCUGGAUUCUCCAAGCACUGACUGCCCAUCCACUCUGACCACAGCCGGGGCCACAUCCCAGCGCCUGCCCAGUGUCCAUCC